AUGGACAGCAAAGAUGCCAGCAACAUGUUGGCCCCGCCAGCUGUGACCUCUCUCCGAGCACAGUCGGCUGGGGUCAUGGAGCGGACAUUUUCCGAAGACAUCAGAGAGGAACGAGAGGAGCUUCGGGAGGCUGCCGAGCAGACGCUCAAUGUCAUCAUGGACCUCAACCUCGACGGCACGAUACGAUGGGUCAGUCCCUCGUGGUCUGAGGUCAUCGGGACCACGGCAACCUCUGUUCCGGGCACAAGCAUCAGCGACCUGAUCCUCGGUGACAACAAGAGUGUCUUCUUAGACGUUGCCGAGGCCAUGAGAUCCGACGACUCGCGCAGCCAAAGGGUUCGCUUCGCCGUUCAUGCAGGCCCCCUGUCGCGACUGUUGUCGAUCGACGACCUCCAGGAUCCUCAAGGCUCGCCUGAAGAGCGCCCCGCACACGCCAUUGAGCUGGAGGCCCAAGGCAUUAUGGUGUACGACGUGGUGUCGGGAGGAGAGAGCCAUACUAUGUGGAUGAUUCGACCCUGGAUCGCGCCCCGCGAAAUCCAAAUUGACCUACCCGCCGUCAUUGUCGACAGCUUGGGAUCCGGGGCUGAGGUCCUCGCCAGCUACCUGACCCAGCUCGCCGAGUCUGGCGUAGAAGAUCCCGAGAACCACCCACCACCACUGCCAGUCUUGUGUCGCAUAUGCGAACGUCAAAUCUCGCCCUGGUGGUUCGAGAAGCACACAGAUCUGUGUUUGCAGGAGCACAGGGCCGAGAUGGACGUACAAAUGGCUCAGGAGAACCUCACAGAACAUCGACAUGCCAUUGUCAAGGUCCUCGACGCAUUAGAGGCCAGGAAGAGUCGCUCCUUGACAGGUGAACAACCGUCGCUUCCCCUCGCCGAGUACAAGGGCCUGGCCAUCGGACCACCUCCUUCGAGCCAGUCGUCGCCGGGCACAUCAGUGUCUCAGUCGAGAGACCGGUCUGGCACGGGCGGCUUUGGUCAUGCCAGGGCUCGCUCGUUUGCCAUCCGCCGUCCACAGGCCAGAAUCGUGGAACUCUUGGUGGACCUUUGUGACACGGCCAUAGAAGUAAGCACGCCAGCCAUCAAGGAGUCGUCCUCUCAUGCACCUGGGGAGCUCCGAACGCAGUCGCCGCAAUCCGAAUCGCGCAUCUCUCAGGUCAUGCACUGGCAGUCGCCGAGCACAAACACGCUGGAACAGGAGACAGGACUGGCCCUGCUUUGCGCUGAUACGGAGAAGGCUGCCAAGGCAAAAGUUGAAGCUGUUUUUCGGCACCGGAAAAUCAUCGAGUAUGCGGAACGCAUCAGGGUCGAAUUCGCCGUCAUUGUGCAGGAUUGCAUUGAUGAGGCCAUGCGGAAGGCAGCUCGUAUCGCUUCUGGACGUCUGAGCGAUUCCACUGAGGACGAAGCGGAGGAAGAAGACCAGGAGAUCACGCCCGCUAUCGAAGAGCCAUCAUUCUUCCAGCAGGACCCCACAGACAACACGUCUGCACUGGCCGCUGCACUUCAGCAGGUAUCGCUCGGCGAGAAUGCCGACUACACUCGGCCAGUGUCAUUUGUGGGUUCCACGAGAUCGAGCAGCCCCAAGGAGUGCCCUACACCCAAAUCCAACUUUGGCGGUCUAGCCAACAAGGCCACAGCUCGUGACUCGAGACGCGGCUCCAUCAUGUUUGAGAGCGAUACUGGCGAUAGUGACGGCAGCAUCCGAUCGUCGUCGCUGGCAUCGCGGCAAGCACCGCGAACAGACUCGCCCAUAUCCGAAUUCGGCGACCUUCGCCGUGCGGCAAGCUCGCGUCAGCAUCAUCGUCGAAGUCUCAUCCUCCCAGGGACCUCUUCGCCUCGACGACAGGAGUCUCCCUCGCGCGCAACGCAGCCGUCAUCGCCACUCCGCAUCAACAAACCCCGGAACUUCGUGUUUGGACAUGAUGGCAUCGCUUCUCCUGAGGCAUCCCCCAUGAUGCCGGGCAGCGAAUUCUCCUCCCCGGCUGUGGCCGCAAUUCACCAUCAUCGACGCCAGUCAUCUGCCGCCAUGUCUGAGUUUGCCAUGAAGCCUCCUCCAUCACCUCGCUUGGGAGCUCACAACCCUCCUCCCCAAGCCCGACCCGCGCCGCCCUCUAUCAAAGACUUCGAGAUUAUCAAGCCCAUCAGCAAAGGCGCGUUUGGAAGCGUGUAUCUGUCAAAGAAGAAGUCGACGGGCGAAUACUUUGCCAUCAAGGUGCUCAAAAAAGCAGACAUGGUUGCCAAGAAUCAAGUCGGAAACGUCAAGGCCGAGCGCGCAAUUCUCAUGUGGCAAGGGCAGAGCGAAUUCGUUGCCAAGCUCUACUGGACAUUUUCAAGCAAAGACUAUCUCUACCUGGUGAUGGAAUAUCUCAACGGCGGAGACUGUGCCUCUUUGAUCAAGGUCCUUGGAGGUUUGCCUGAGGACUGGGCCAAGAAGUACUUGGGCGAGGUCAUACUAGGCGUAGAGCAUCUCCACAGUCGAGACAUCAUUCAUCGCGAUUUGAAGCCUGACAACCUACUCAUUGACCAGAAAGGUCACCUCAAGCUGACUGAUUUUGGCCUUUCGCGCAUGGGUCUCGUAGGCAGGCAGAAGCGAGCCCUCAAUAGCGAAAAUAGCGACCCCACCCCGGACCUCUUGAAGCAGGGCCCGUUUGCUCGCUCGGCUUCCAUGGCCUCCUCCCGCUCGACUUCACUGGACCUUCAUGGGAACUCGCCGUCGCCUAACCUGACCCCUCAGUCCACACCUGACGUGGGAGCCAGUCUCGGCCUCGGCCAACCAUCGUAUUUCAGCCUCGGCAACCCACAGCAAGAAACUCGCCGGGUAUCCAGUCAUCGAAGCGACAGUGGCGGCAGCGAAGCUCUCGCGAACAUGUUGCAGUCAUUCUCGCUCAACGACGCAGAGUCAAGUAGCGCUAUCAUGCCGUAUGCCAAAUCGCCGGUGGAUACCCGGCCAGACAGCGACGCUGCAAGCUUUCCUGAGGCAAACUCCUUUCCAAAGCAGUCAAGCCUGCAAUCUCAAUCCCAGUCAAACCUGGAUACCUUGAAGAAGAGUACACCUCCGCAAAACAGCAUGAUGCCCCCUCCCAUGGCCUUGUUCGAUCCAGAGGACACUAACAGGCGUUUCGUCGGCACGCCUGAUUAUCUUGCGCCUGAGACGAUCAACGGAGAGAAGCAAGAUGAAACAAGUGACUGGUGGUCGGUCGGCUGCAUCAUGUUCGAAUUCAUGUACGGAUUUCCGCCCUUCCAUGCUGGUGAGGCUGAGCACGUAUUUGAGAAUAUUCUGGCACGCAAGAUACAAUGGCCAGACGAGACGGAAUGCGAGAUAUCGGACGAGGCUAAGGAUCUUAUUAACAAGCUGCUCUGUAUGGAGCCCUCUAAGAGACUUGGAUCUAAUUUGGAGGACAAAUUCCAGUCCGGUGGUGAGGAGAUCCGGAGCCACCCUUGGUUCAACGGCAUCAACUGGGACACCUUGGUUGAGGAUGAGGCUCAGUUUGUGCCACAAACUGAGGACCCAGAAGACACGGAGUACUUCGACGCUCGCGGUGCUGUUCUGCAGUCAUUCGCAGAGGAGAUGGAGGAUCAAACCUCUCCGCCUUCGUCUGCAGCAGGAUCGGACUACCCUGAUCGUCCUCACGAUGCUCUAUCCCGCGUGCGAUCACAGGUCAACUCGAUAAAACGUGGACUUAUGCCCCUUCACAUACCACCUCACGUUCGAGAUCUGAAGACCCGACGCCUCAGCGAACCGGUUGUGGCGGAUGAUUUCGGCUCGUUCGCCUUCAAGAACUUGCCGGUUUUGGAGAAGGCCAACAAGGACGUCAUCCAGAAGCUGCGCGCCGAAGCCUUGGCCUCGCAAAACAAACCCUCUACUAGCCCGGGGGGUAGCGUUACCUCGCCCGGAGGUUCGACAGGCUUGGAGGGCAGCCCGGUCAUGUCAAUGCCUGUGCAGAGAACAAUUUCGAACGCCAAAGCCAGGCCACAAUCGCCCUCUGGACUGAGCGUGGCCAACUCGUCGCCCAGCCGAGCGUCUCAGCCAUCCUCGCCGCUCUUGGUGUCCUUUGUGACUGGACAACAAGGGGAAGGACGACGCAAGGCAUCGAGUACAUCCUCCGGCCUCUCGCAGCAAUCGAUCACUUCACCUCAGUGCAACGGGGCGAUCGACAUCCCCAGGGUGCCUCCAAGCCUGCAGAAGGCUGCAACGUCUUUAUCAGCAUCACCUGUGAAGGGUCGGGGCCAGGCGCCUCCCCCAUUGGCAUUGUCCCCGCAAAAGUUGAUGGCAACGCCGAGACAAUUGAGCUCUUCAUCUACUGGACGAUCCCGCUCCUUGACCGUUGGCUCUCAAUCGCAGGAGGGCAGCCCGAUCACAUCCGACGUGCUCUCACACCAUCGCAACAGGCGCAGUCAAGUCUUCGACAUGUCACCGUCAUCCUCCGACAAUGAGGGUGAAAAGCACAGUGCUCUGUUGCGUGUACAGCGCCGUAGGCAAAGUUCCCGUCGCCUCUCACAGAUUGCCUUUGAUGACGGCCCGAUGUUCAGGCCACUGGACGUGCUGAUUUGUGAAGAUCACCCAGUCUCACGCAUGGUCAUGGAGAAACUCUUGGAAAAGUUGCGUUGCCGCACCAUUUCAGUCUCUAACGGAUCUGAAGCAGUACGUUACUCGAUGAGUGAUAUCAAGUUUGACAUCAUCUUCCUCGAGUACCGAUUGCCACAAAUCAACGGCGCAGAUGUUGCACGGAUGAUUCGAGAGACGAAGAAUACGAACUCACACACCCCUAUUGUCGCUAUUACAGCGUAUCUGAAGGAGUUGCAGGCACCGCACUAUUUCGACUCGCUGAUCGAGAAGCCGAUCUCAAGCUCAAAACUGUCGGAGGUGUUGAAGAAUCUCUGCCGAUGGAAGCCCCAGUCACCAGGUCAGAGCCAGCCUCUACUCCUGCCUCACCCUGCACCAUCGGGCCUGCGCAGAGCCAACUCGCGCUUCGACGACAGCCCAACAUCGAGCUCGUCCCUGUUCGCAGGUCAACCGGGCAGUAGUGUGGUCACCUCAAGCCGGGAAGACUCGAUCAGUUCCAGUAUGUUUGGAGACUCGGAGUCGGUGAUCACCGAUGAGGUUCCCGUUGUCAUCAGUCGCAAGGCUACAGGUGAAUGGGAUGGCGGGGGCCUGGGCAUUCGCGAAGAGGAGCUCCUCACAGCCAAUGAGUCUCACAAGGCUCAUCCGCACUUGCUCACGCAGCAUUCGGCACCCGCUCAAAUCGAACAAUCCUUGAAGCCCGUGCCGCCGCAACGACUGGGCGAGAAGCCAAGAGUCAAAAAGGAGGGAGUCGAUAAGCGCACAACUGAAGGGACCGACUCGGCGGACGAUGAAGACGACGAGCUGGGUCUUGCGCGCGAAAGUAAGCCCUUCCGAGUCAAGCCGCUGCUACCGAGUUCGAAGCUUGGAAUCGAGAUGAUGCGCGCCGACAGCCACGAUAGCGUUGCGCUGGGGUCAGAGAGUCUCCCAGAACCAAUCACACAGGUGGUGACACCAUCCAAGGAGCUGGCAGGUCCGCCGCUCGACGCGGUGCCGGGUUUGACGUCGCAGACAACGCCACCCAACACGGCAGGGUUGGCAGGUAGCACUACGCCGCCUGGGAUUGACGAGACGCCGCGGCCAAACGCUGUGCAACGUGGGUCCAGCGGGGAAGAAGGCGAGCCAACACCACGGCCGACAGAAAAGACGGGACCACUCAUGGGAUAA
Verticillium dahliae VdLs.17 is the source of this 5727-nucleotide messenger RNA. Its product is annotated as serine/threonine-protein kinase RIM15. The record is from RefSeq and is a predicted model, not a curated record. Gene Ontology annotation, biological process: phosphorelay signal transduction system; peptidyl-serine phosphorylation. Bases 1 to 5727 code for a protein of 1908 amino acids. Gene Ontology annotation, cellular component: cytoplasm; nucleus. NCBI's taxonomy places the organism in Eukaryota, Fungi, Ascomycota, Sordariomycetes, Glomerellales, Plectosphaerellaceae. The transcript has 2 exons. Gene Ontology annotation, molecular function: protein serine/threonine kinase activity; ATP binding.